This is a messenger RNA of Monoraphidium neglectum, 225 nucleotides long. RefSeq lists its product as hypothetical. The transcript has a single exon. The record is from RefSeq and is a predicted model, not a curated record. NCBI's taxonomy places the organism in Eukaryota, Viridiplantae, Chlorophyta, Chlorophyceae, Sphaeropleales, Selenastraceae. The annotation marks the transcript as partial.
GUCAAUGCCGUUGACCUGCCAGAGUUCCCGCUGCGCCACGGCCUGCGCCUGCCGCCCAACGACCAGAGCCUCGUCAUGCCAAAUUGGGAGCUCGCCCCUCCAGGCGCGGCGGGCGCCACGGGGCAGCUGCGUGGCGGCGGUGCACGACAGCAGCAGCAGCAGGCGCAGGGCGGCGGCCGCGGCGGCGGCAGCGGUGGCGGCGCGGCGGCGAUGGACCUGACUUGA